UUCUGUGUUUAAAAAUUCAACAGGAGUGUAUAGUUUGGUGAACCUUUGAUUACCUUUUGUUGUGCUGGCAAGAAGUGAGCGAGGGAGGGAGGGAGGGUUGAGAAGCUUACGAUGUCUGUUGAGAUCAAACUCUCUCGAUCCAAUCGAACCUAUCGCCCCAAUGAUCCCCUCCGGGGAAACAUCAUCACCAGAUUGCCUUCUUCCAUUUCUCACCGUGGAAUUCAUCUCACUCUCAACGCUUCUGUAAAUCUGCAGGUUCGUGGAGGUUCAGCUGGAUUCAUUGAAUCGAUUUAUGGUGUUCUCAAGCCUAUUCGAAUAGUGAAGAAGAGCAUUCAAGUCCAACCUUCUGGGAAGAUCAGUGCAGGCACAACACAGAUACCAUUUUCGAUCAUUCUUAAUGAUGGUGGAAAGGACGACAAAUUCUAUGAAACUUUCCAUGGAGAAAACAUUAGCAUCCAGUAUCUGCUAAAUGUGGAUGUUGUCAGAGGAUACUUACAUAAAUCAUUGUCUGCCACUGUGGAGUUCAUAGUUGAAAGUGAAUUUGCCAUUCUACCCAUUUCUCCUGAAAUGGUCUUCUUUUAUAUCACUCAAGACACUCAAAGGCAUUCUUUGCUUCCUGAACUGAAAUCAGGCGGUUUUAAAAUAUCUGGUAGAAUUUGCACUCAGUGCCUUGUAUCUGAUCCAUUAGUGGGGGAGCUAACAGUUGAAGCAUCUGCAGUUCCUGUUUACUCUAUUGACAUUCACUUGCUACGUGUAGAGUCAAUUAUGGUGGGGGAAAAUAUAGCAACCGAAACAUCCAUAGUCCAGACUACUCAGAUAGCAGAUGGAGACGUCUGCCACAAUCUGCCGUUGCCUAUUUAUGUCAUGCUUCCCCGACUUUUGACAUGCCCAACCGUCUUUGCAGGACCAUUUUCCGUGGAGUUCAAAGUUACCAUCCUUGUUACGUUUCAGACUGAAUUGUACAAUGUUCAGACAAAAUCUGACCCGCGAGCUUUAAGAAAAUGGGUUGCUAUGGAAAGUCUCCCAUUGGAGUUGGUUCAGUCUAAAUGAAUGUAUGCCGGUUCAUAAGUGACGGGAUCCUUUGUUGGACUGGGCCCACAAAUCACAAUGGAGCCUCUAUACUAUAUCCUUCCCCAUACCCAAUUUAUAGAAAAGACAUGAGAUUUUAUUUAUGUUCAGUUCUACAUUAGAGUACCCAUUCUCAUACCCCAAAUAUAUAAUGUGUAAAAUUUUGAGGACUAUUUAGUAUUUGUUUGCAUUUUCUUGCUUAAAAA
Messenger RNA from Helianthus annuus (common sunflower), 1274 nucleotides. RefSeq names its product vacuolar protein sorting-associated protein 26C. The transcript has 11 exons. Gene Ontology annotation, cellular component: endosome. NCBI's taxonomy places the organism in Eukaryota, Viridiplantae, Streptophyta, Magnoliopsida, Asterales, Asteraceae. Bases 112 to 1050 code for a protein of 312 amino acids. The record is from RefSeq and is a predicted model, not a curated record. Gene Ontology annotation, biological process: intracellular protein transport.